GUGUGUGUGUGUGUUGGGGAACUGGUGGGAGAGGAGAGGAGAGGAAGAGAGGAGAGGGGAGGACCAGUGACUGAGGCAGAGGAGACAAGUGCGAAGAGGCUCGGCGCUGAACGGGACUCCACGUAAAUAAACGCAGCAGACGGUAUCGCUGUGUCGCAGGGGAGUGCAGAUACAGAACAGGCUCCGUGUUUCGCAGCGCAGAGAGAGGAGAUAAGAUUGAAGAAAACCACAGGAGAAGACAAAGCAGAGCACUAGCCAGGAAGGAGGAGGAGGAGAGAGGGGAUUUGAGUUUCUCUGUUGUGAAUGUGCAUGUGUCCUGUGACGGUGUGACUGAGCAGAGAGGCGGGGCGUCGCUGUAUUUGGGGGCAGACCUGUGCGUCACACACUGAUGAUGGAGAGGAGAAGGAUGGACGCAGCACUGCUGGUGUUGUUCCUGGUACACCUCGCUACUGCACUGGAGGUCCCACUAGACCUUCUGGAAGGACUGCCGCAGCCACCGACCAUAACUCACCAGUCCCCCAAGGAUUACAUCAUCGACCCACGAGAGAACAUUAUAAUCCAGUGUGAGGCGAAGGGGAAGCCUCACCCCAGUUUCUCCUGGACCAGAAAUGGGACCCACUUUGACAUUGACCAGGACCCCAACGUGACCAUGAAACCCCAUUCUGGGACUCUGGUGGUGGACAUCAGCAGAACGAAGGCCGAACAAUACGAGUGUGUGUACCAGUGCACAGCGAGAAACAAACAUGGAACUGCUGUUUCCAACAACAUAGUCGUACGACAGUCCAGGUCCCCCUUGUGGUCAAAGGAGAAAAUCAAGCCAAUUGUUGUUCAGGAGGGCGUGUCCUUAGUGCUGCCAUGUAGACCCCCAGCUGGCCUGCCUCCUCCCAUCAUAUUCUGGAUGGACAAUAACUUCCAGAGGCUGCCUCAGAGUAGAAGGGUAUCCCAGUCCCUGAAUGGAGACCUUUACUUCUCUAAUGUACUCCGAGAGGAUUCCAGGAAUGACUACAUCUGCUACGCCCGCUUCCCGUACACACAAACUAUCCAGCAGAAACAACCCAUAACCGUCAAGGUCCUCAAUCUGGAUGCAAUCAAUGACACAAUGGCAGCUUUUUACAAUGACACUGAUUUAUUUAGUGAAGACCCAGCAGAUGAGAGAAAGCCAACCUUCCUCAUCCCAUCUGGCCCCUCCAGCUCCAAGAUGGUGCUGAGAGGACAGGUGCUGGAGAUGGAGUGUAUUGCAGAAGGACUGCCCACCCCUGAAAUCUCCUGGACCAAAAAUAGCGGCGAUCUCCCAGUUAAUCGCACAUCUUACCUGCACUACCAAAAGACCCUACGUAUUGUGAACGUGUCAGAAUCAGACGCAGGAGAUUACCGCUGCACCGCCAGAAAUGAGCUUGGCUCGGUGUACCACACCAUCCACAUCAUGGUCAAAGCUGCUCCGUUUUGGAUCAGUGGUGCCCCCAGAAACCUUGUCCUAGCUCCAGGAGAGGACGGUGUGCUGACCUGCAGGGCCAGUGGCACGCCUAAGCCCUCCGUCACCUGGGCAAUGAAUGGCAUCCCCAUAGAGAAUUCGCCUAAGGAUCUCAGCAGAAAAGUGGAGGAUGACACCAUCAUCUUCAGUGUUGUGCAGACAGGAUCCAGCGCCGUCUACCAGUGUAAUGUCUCCAAUGACUACGGAUACCUCCUGUCCAACGCUUUUGUCAAUGUCCUCUCGGAGACGCCUAGAGUGCUGACACAAGCCAACAAAGUGUACCAGGUCAUCAAAAAUCACCGAGCCCUAUUAGACUGCGCUUCCUUUGGAUCACCCAUCCCUAAAAUUACAUGGUUUAAAGACAGCCGGUCAAGCACUCUUGAUGGAGACCCUUACAUCCACCAUGACAAUGGGACUCUAGAGAUUCACGUAGCUCAAGCCCACCAUAGUGGCAAAUAUACCUGCGUCGCCGGAAAUACCCUCGGUAUCUACGAGAACCACGUCUAUUUGGAGGUCAAAGAUCCCACCCGAAUCCUGAAGCAGCCAAACUACAAACAGGUCCAGAGGGGCAGGUCUGUAGUGUUUGAGUGUAAGGUGACAUACGACCCCUCACUCCAGCCCACCGUGACCUGGCUCAAAGACGACGGAGAGCUGCCCGAUGACGAGAGAUUAAUUGUAGACUUCGACAGCCUCACCAUCACAGAUGUGACAGAGAACGAUGCAGGGGUGUACACCUGCAUAAUGAACACCACUCUGGACCAUGAUUCAGCCAGGGCUGAGCUCACUGUUGUCGGGGCCACGCCAACGCCAGCUGUUGUCUACGAACGACCCGACCCCCCAACUGACCUGGAGCUGACGGACAAGAAAAAGAGGAGUGUUCAGCUCACUUGGACCCCUGGGGAUGAGCAUAACAGUCCUAUUCAGAAAUUUCUGAUCCAGUAUGAAGACUCACUGCACCACCGAGGACACUGGCAUAAUCUCACCGAGGUCCCUGGAACCAAGACAACAGCUCACCUCAAGCUGUCACCCUAUGUUCACUACAUCUUCAGAGUUUUGGCCGUCAACUCUGUGGGUUUCAGCCGUCCCAGCUUCCCCUCCAGAAUGUUUAAGACAGAACCUGCAGCUCCAGACGAAAACCCAACAGGUGUACAUGGAUUUGGAACAGAACAUGAUAAUCUUGUAAUCUCAUGGAAGCCGCUGACAGGCCUCCAGUCUAAUGGUCCUGGGCUUCACUAUAAAGUGAUGUGGAGGCAGAAGUUGAUGGAGAGUGAUUGGACCAAAGUGACUGUGGCCAACAACUCCAAGUUUGUUGUUUCCGGAACGCCCACAUUUGUUCCAUAUGAGCUCAAAGUUCAGGCAGUGAACGACCAUGGAGCCGGACCUGAGCCUGCUAUUGCCCAUGGCUACUCAGGAGAGGACUUGCCAGUAGCAGCUCCAGAAAAUGUGCAGGCCGUGUUGCUAAACAGUACUCUGUCAGAGGUGCACUGGGAUCCUGUGCCCUCCAAAUCUAUACGAGGACAUCUGAAAGGAUAUAAGGUGUACUACUGGAGAGAGCGUAGCCUCCACAAACACAACCCUCAUCAUGUGGAGAAGCAGAUCCUGACCUUCAGUGGGAAUCACACCCACGGCAUACUGCCUGGCCUGCACCCCUUCAGUCUCUACUCAUUUAAUGUCCGGGUUUAUAACGGGAAGGGAGAUGGUCCCCCGAGCCCCACCCAGCAGUUUGAGACACCUGAAGGGGUGCCGGGUCCUCCCACUUCCCUGGUAGUCACCAACACCAACAUGGACACUCUAACCCUUGAAUGGAAUCCUCCUCAUGACCAUAAUGGACACAUCACUGGCUACACCCUCAAAUAUCAGCCAGUCAAUAACUCCAAUGAGCUGGGCCCAGUGGAGGAGCUGGCCCUGCCCGCCAAUGCCACCUCAUUCACUUUGCUGAACCUCAAGUACAGCACACGCUACAAGUUUUAUUUGAAUGCGAAAACAGUCAGGGGAGCAGGCCUGGCCAUUUCUCAGGAAGCUGUCACCAUCAUGGACGAAGGAAACACGCAAACCCCUCAUUCCAUUGCACGGUCUCCUCCACGCCGUCCGCCCCACAAGGCGCGGCCUGUGAGUCCUUUUGGGAACAUUAGCUCCUCGUCUGGAGAGGACGGGACCCUGAUCAGUUGGGAGUACUGGGGCCCGGAGAAAAACAUUUAUAUAGAAUACAUAGUGAAAAACAGUGAAGGUGAAGAGAAGUGGCAGAAAGAGCUUGUGAACGGCUCUCAGAACAUUAUGCUGAAGGGCUUAAAGGAGGGCCUCUCCUAUAGGGUGCGUUUGGUGGCCAAAGGUCACCACGACCAGCCGCUCCACCGCUCUGAGGAGCUAUUGGUCUUGGUCCCAGCUGUGACGAGUAGACAGGUGGACAUCGCCACUCAGGGAUGGUUCAUUGGUCUCAUGUGUGCCAUCGCUCUACUCAUCUUGAUCCUCCUUAUCAUCUGCUUCAUUCAGAGGAAUAAGGGAGGGAAGUACCCUGUCAAAGAGAAGGAGGAUGCACACACAGACCCAGAGUUCCAGCCCAUGAAAGACGAUGACUGUACUUUUGGGGAAUACAGUGACAAUGAGGACCAUAAACCGUUAAAAGGGAGCCGCACGCCGUCUAAUGGGACAGUUAAGAGAGACGACAGUGACGACAGUUUAGUUGACUACGGGGAAGGAGGAGACGGACAGUUCAACGAGGAUGGCUCGUUUAUCGGCCAGUAUAGUGGAAAGAGUGUCAGCAGAGAGACUGCUGAGGGCCACGAGAGCUCUGAAGCCCCGUCCCCUAUUAAUGCCAUGAACUCCUUGAACUCUUUUGUGUAGCCAGUCAGUCCUCACAGACCAGUGUGAGGCGCCACACUGACUGCUCAAUCCCUGAAUCUCCCUUAAAGGGGUGUUCCAACACCUCAUGGCUUUAUGAUCACAUCUCCAUCCCCAGUGCCACACAUGACUCACUAAAUACACACACUCAUC
This is a messenger RNA of Etheostoma spectabile (orangethroat darter), 4462 nucleotides long. Its product is annotated as neuronal cell adhesion molecule. Gene Ontology annotation, molecular function: cell-cell adhesion mediator activity. The coding region runs from base 389 to 4312 and encodes 1307 amino acids. Gene Ontology annotation, cellular component: axon; plasma membrane. The transcript is spliced from 32 exons. The record is from RefSeq and is a predicted model, not a curated record. NCBI's taxonomy places the organism in Eukaryota, Metazoa, Chordata, Actinopteri, Perciformes, Percidae. Gene Ontology annotation, biological process: cell-cell adhesion; brain development; axon guidance.